Schistocerca serialis cubense is the source of this 1409-nucleotide messenger RNA. RefSeq lists its product as uncharacterized. Gene Ontology annotation, cellular component: nucleus. Lineage: Eukaryota; Metazoa; Arthropoda; Insecta; Orthoptera; Acrididae. The transcript has 3 exons. Gene Ontology annotation, molecular function: zinc ion binding. The coding region runs from base 193 to 636 and encodes 147 amino acids. The record is from RefSeq and is a predicted model, not a curated record.
UAAUUCGCCUAAUUACUACCGUGUGCCGCAAAGAAUAAGACUGUCAGGAACUGUUUUUGCCGCGGGUCGUAGCUCUUUGUUUGUCGGCGGGAUCAGAGAUGCGUACUUGCGUAGCACUUGCUAUUCGUCACUUACCUACUCUCUGGCCUUUACAUAUACCGUGUUUGCAUGUAGUCACAAUUUUUGCAGUAUAUGCGGAUUUUGCUUUGUGUAGAUAUUUAUAUUUAUUUUGAUAGUAUUGUAUUUAUCGCUAUGGGUAGUAUAGACAAAGCAGUAAUUACAGGCUUCAUAUGCCGGCUUUGUUCUAAAAUGAACAGAUUUGUUAUUCAUAUUUAUGGAGAAGAAGGAGCGAGGCUACGGCUUGCUGAGAAGAUUAACGCAUACUUACCCAUUACGAUCAGUGCCAAUGAUCCUUUGCCCAAGACUGUCUGUGUACCUUGCAUACAACGUUUGGAAAUACAUCAUGAACUCAUGGAGCAGUUCACGUGGGCCAGAAAACGUCUUGCAGAAUCAGAUGAUGGAAAGAAGCGUACAAGAGUGAAACCUCGUACUCUGUCAAGAGAAUGUGUGUUGGUGUUAACCAGAGAAGCUGCCCAUCAGGACACUCCACCUGUUGGGGACACAGCAGCCCAGUAGUUGCUUCUUUCCAGUCAUUUUUUUUACUAUAUUUAUUUUAUAUGCGACAGCAAUAGUGUUAUAAAAUAAACUGAACUCUGAAGGUGAUAUUGAGUGUGAAUUGUGUACAUACAACUUUUAUUCUGAGACUGUGCUGUUUAUUCUCUAAGUGUUAUUUUUAUUUAAAAUAUUUAACUUUAUAUAAAGGAUAUAAUCAUAAUUUUUUUUUAAAUACAGACAUAUGCUGUGAUCAGUGGUGAUAUGUGAAACAACUUUUUACAAUGAAACAUUUGCACUGACAAAGACAUUGUAACAAUUGAUUUUUUUCUUUGAUUCAUGCAUUAGGUAUAUAACAGACCAAAUAUUUUUUUUCCCUGACUGCUUUGUGUGUGUGUGUGUGUGUGUGUGUGUGUGUGUGUGUGUGUGUGUGUGUGUGUGUGUGUUCAUGCUGUAACUUUUCUUGGAAAUGUUAACUUCAGCUAUGAUCAGUGCUGCUUUGUCACAAGUCACAUGAAAGUGAAUAAAUCUUAAAAUGUAACUUUUUUUUAGUUCUGAUUAUGUUGUAGGUUUUGUAUUAUAUGUGUAAAGAAACCAAAUAAGUUCUUUUCUGAAUGCUUUAAUGUAGAGGCUGUGUGCAUUUGUGAGAAUGACGAUGAAUGGUUUGUUCAGUCCUAUAGUGUACAAUUGUAUACAGCAUGUUUCAGAUUGGACAAAACUGUGUGUUUAUAUUGACCAAAAAAAGUAAAAAGUAUCAUUUAAUCAUCUGAAAGGACUCUGUAAUAAACUCAUUAAAA